GCUGCAUUUUUGUAGUAAAUCUGCUGUCAGUAACUGUACUAGCAGUUCCUAAUUGAUAUCAGCUGUACAAUAUCUUUCAUGUCGUGACGAUAAACUUUUCUUCAUUUAUUCCUGCAUUUUGGUUAUGUUUCUUUCUUUGCAUAUCNUCACUACAUAUUUCACUCAUAUUAGGGACACAGCUGAGUGGAAUCUGCUGCGAAGUGCUGAUUAGAACUGCGUGGCAUAUUGCUGGCAUACUGCUAUCAUUUGGCUAUCUGGAUUGUAUAAAGUUUGCAGGUAGAAUCAUGAGUCAAGAUAAAAAUCGUGUCAAACUGAGUGAAGUAAGUGACAAGUUCACAGAAAAAACACUGAUGGACAUCCUCUGUAAAGCAAACAAUGGGAAACAAGUGCAGCUUACAGAUUGGAGUUUUGGCGAUGGGUUUACCAAAGGUGACAAUUACUUGUCAACUGUUAAGAGAUGCACAGUAUACGGUGUCGUGGACGGUGAUCCGAAGCAAAAUGUGCAAGUGAAUUUCGUUGUCAAGUCCAUCCCGAAAAACGUCGGCAGAAGAAAAACUUUCAAAAGUGCGGAAUUCUUCAGCCAAGAAAUUGCGUUUUAUACACAAGUGGUUCCUAAAUUUGAGAAGUUUUUGGCUGAACGAGGACAAAGCGAUUUGUUGCGCAUACCACAUUACCUAGUUUCUUACAUGGAUGGCGAGAACGAUUUCAUCGUCUUGGAAGAUGCUUCUCUCUUGGGAUACAAACAAGCAUCUCGCCAGAACUGUAUAGACUUUGUGGAAUGCACUACGCUUCUGAAAACAUUGGCAAACUUUCAUUCAAUUUCAUUUGCAUAUAGAGAUCAGAAGGAAGAAGAGUUUCAACAGAUGGCAGAUUGUAUGGAAGAAAACUUUUAUGUUCCUAGUAACUGGAGCUGGCAUGGAAAGUUGUAUACAAAUCUAAUCAACAUAGCUAGAAACGCAGUAGCAACCGAAUAUCCUAAUAGCGAAACUGACAAACGAUUCAAUACCUACGAACCUCGUGCGAUAUUUGACAUAAUGUGUAAAAUGUGUCAGAAAAAAGAAGCUCCAACGUCUAUGAUAUUGGCAGGUGAUUGUUGGCCUCCAAACUUUUUGAUCCGAGACAUCGGACAGGAUCAAAAGGAAGCGUUGAUGCUCGACUUUCAGUUCUCACGUUGUUCAAGUCCUAUGUGUGACCUUUCCUUCUUGAUUUACUCGUGCACCUCCAAAUCAUUUCGUGAUCAGUAUUACGACGAUGUAUUGAAGAUCUAUUACACCGAAUUAAGCAGUGCUAUUAAAUCCCUUGGAUCGGAUCCAGAGAAAAUUUAUCCUUGGGACUUAUUUAAGAAAGAGGUGAAAGAUCAUUUUAUUUUUGGAUUGGGAGUUUCGCUCGUGACCGUUCCGUUUAGUCUAUUGGAUUCAUCCGAGUCGUUCGAUCUAGAUCUUAUUAAAGGCGAAGAAGUGGUAAAUAUUGCUGACGUAUGGGUAUUACACAAUAUCAAAACAUCAAGUGGAAGACAGAGACUAGCAGAUAUAAUAGUCCAUUGUGUCAAAAAUGGAUACAUGUAACGAUGUGUGUUAAUUUAUGAUCACACACAAUUUGUAAACAUCUGUAUGUAGAAUUACAUAUGUUUAUAUAAAUCUUUGUUAAAUCGACUUAGUAGCUUUUGAACUAAAGGAUUAUGUAAAGUAUCGUUAAAGUCACUUUAUAUUUUCAUUGUACAUUACGUAUGUAUUAUAUACUGUAUCAACCUUUCUUCUUCUCUUCUCAAAUUAGACAUUUUUUCGUUUCCAGCAGUAUAAGAACAGAUCACUUUUCAUGAACCUUUUCGUUGCAAAUACGUGCACUUUAGUAGGAAUUCAUUCUAGACACUUGGCUGCACAAAUCCAGGUCUUCCGCACUUGUAAACACAAGUGACGUCAGCAGCGUUCAGAAUCACGCAGCUGCCUGUGAUUGGCUGUUGCGUGAUAAGAUCGCGCGACGUUUAGCUCGAAUCGAACACACUUGCACUUUAAAGAUUCACAACAAAGUGGCAAAUUCACGGACAGAAAAUAUUAAGAUGAAUGUGUUACUUAAAGAUUGUACUUAAAGAUUUAUAGUGAUAUUAUUAGUGAGGAAAACAAAAGGGAAACAGAAAGCAUCAUUCAAGAGGAACAUAAACAUUACUCUUUCAAUGACAAAUCUAGUGUUUUGAAACACGCUACAAUCUGUAAAGUUGUAUCAGUAAUAUACUUAUAUAUACUUAUACAUAAAUACGCAGUUCAUGUGGCCUUCUUAUCAUUGCGUGUCAUUUUAUAUGACACGCCUCUCUUAUAUGACUUUCCUCUCUACUUUUUCCUUCACGUUAAUUUAUUAAUAAAUAGUUUCUUAGAAACAAUUUCUCAUAGAUUUAUUCUCAUCGUGGUUAAAAAUACCAUUUGCGGUCUAAUGCUAAGUAGAUGUAGCGUUACAACCGAGUGUAAGAUUGCAAAGUUUUUUAAAUGUAAGAAAUAUCUGACGCAUACGUAAGAUGACAUGUCUCAUUAAAAAAGAAAUAAGUAUAUUAUAUAUUUUGUGAUCACACAAAAGCAAUAUUUGAAGUUUUUCUUGCUAAAUCUGCAGUUCUUUCUGCAUGAAAAUUGUGUAUAAAAUAAAAAGGCUUUGAACACACACAUACAAGUAAAUAUUGCGAUAAGAUAUUUAUCAUGAAUUAUAGAGUGCUCUUAUUUUGUGACGUCUAAGAUUUCUGAAAACUUUAUCUGUCCAGCAGAACAGUAUAUAAAGUAAAGCAAUUUCAUCAUUCUCCUAACGUGGACAAAUUGCUUGUAGAACACGUGUGUAUUUUGUUUUUAUUAAGAGGUACUUGAGAUUUCUGUUGAAGAUACAAGUUCAACAACAUAUUUUUAUCGAUACCCUGAUAGGAAACUAUUUCCAAAAGUAUGUGACGAAAUCUUACACUAAAAUUGUAAUUUGCAAUUAUACAGACAUAUUUUA
Molecule: messenger RNA, 2970 nt
Organism: Pseudomyrmex gracilis
Lineage: Eukaryota; Metazoa; Arthropoda; Insecta; Hymenoptera; Formicidae
Exons: 5
Coding region: 285-1565 (426 amino acids)
Source: RefSeq, a predicted model, not a curated record